Molecule: messenger RNA, 486 nt
Organism: Macroventuria anomochaeta
Lineage: Eukaryota; Fungi; Ascomycota; Dothideomycetes; Pleosporales; Didymellaceae
Exons: 1
Source: RefSeq, a predicted model, not a curated record
UCUGCAAAGGUGAGUGUCGGUCUUGAGUUUGGCGGACCCACCCACAAUGACGACGAGGGCGAGAUCGAAGCCGCCACGAAAGGUCCCGUAUUCACCAAUAAUGCGCCUACUAGGGACGUUGGCUUCAGCUCAUUCGGUGUACCAUUUCAAAGUUUCUUACCCACUCCUCCCUCAACCGAGCAGCUGGUACACACCUUCCUCCGCCCUCCACCGCACGCCUUCCCCCAUUGCGUGCUUUCGAUCCAAUGGGUCAUAGAUGCGCUUGGUCAAAGUCACUUUCGCUUCCGGUGGAUCGAUGAACGGUACGCCCUUACGAUUGACUCCAGUGUUCGCAUCGGAGGGGUGCGCUUAGGCCUUCCGCCGAUUUACAUGGAGUGGUUAUGCGGGGAUGAAGAGGAGUCGAGUCCGACGGAGCAGAGUAUGCUGUUGAUAAGGAUAUUUUUCGAAGAGGUAAGGAAGGAGAAGGAGGGUAGCGAAAGUGGAUAG